Molecule: messenger RNA, 2172 nt
Organism: Cydia pomonella (codling moth)
Lineage: Eukaryota; Metazoa; Arthropoda; Insecta; Lepidoptera; Tortricidae
Exons: 4
Coding region: 1020-1541 (173 amino acids)
Source: RefSeq, a predicted model, not a curated record
AUCUUAAUGCGGUUCAUAGAAUACAUCCACUUACUAAGUUUGAACAGUACAGCUCUUAUAGUUUCGGAAAAAAGUGGCUGUGACAGAAUCGGACAGACAGACGGACAUGACGAAUCUAUAAGGGUUCCGUUUUUUGCCAUUUGGCUACGGAACCCUAAAAAGCUGUGUGUUUAUUUUUCAUAAUGCAUGUGUAUUGGAUUGACGAAAUUGCCAACUGUACGUGUUUUACCAAACCAAAACCUACUCGUUGGAUGGCAGUCAAAAAUAAGCGUUUUACUGAAAAAUACCUACCCCAAGUUUGAAGGGUAUUAGCUGAAGUACAUACUAAUUGUCGGAGAACUAAAUGCUGGUGAAAAAAUAAAGUUCUAAUAAAGAAGGUUCACACAAGGUUUUUCACAAUUCGGCCGAGUAUUUGCGUCUAACGACAUUCGCAAAGUAAACAAGUAGUAAGUACCUAUAUCAAGUUGCGAUAUAAAUUUUAAACUCAUUAUAUUACGUUUUGAAGGCUAUAAAACAAGCUUUAAAAUAAUGGCUAUCUUUAUUUAUUAAAACUUAAAUUAAUUACAUUUUAUCAGUCAAAAUAUAAAUGAUUGUGACAAAACUUACGACCUGACUAAGUAGAACUCGCGAGCCACAAGCAUUAGUAGAGAUUAGUAGUCAUAUCUCUUUUUGUGAAGCUUUGAUAUUGCCUGUAAUGGGUCCUCUACACGAUGGCUCAGCGUAGGCCAGUCCUAGGGACGCAUUUAUGCGUUAGAGGGAGCAAGUGAUAUUGCUAUCUCAUUUCACCGCAUAGCUGCGUCCCUUAGACUGGCAUACGCUGGGCCAUCGUGUAGAGGAUCCCUAAUGCUGCUUGUAAUAACUGCUGCUUGAUACACGCACGCAGUAAUAAAUAAUUGUACAGUGUAGUUAUUAAGUAUAGUUAUGUAUAAGAUAGUUAUAGUUCUAACACUUGGAUAAGAUUUACUAACACAAUGAUCCCCGAUGGUCUUAAAUAAAGAAAUAAUAAUGUAUUUCAGACAAUGGAUGCGGCUUAUAACGUGUGGUACGCGCUGGUCGUGGCGAGCGUGGCGGUCUCCGCUGCACGAGAGUACCCCGGCGAGCCUAUCACUCGCUUCAUGAAAGUCGGUUUCGUGAUGGACGUCGUUUCGUAUCUCCAUUACGUACCUAUUCCUCACCAGCACCACGUCAAAACCGCCUGCUACUUCAUACGUGUGCACCGACCUUUAAGGUUCAUCUGGACAACGGACAGAGACACGAUGAACAGCAGCCUCCUCGUGACCACACUCAAGUACAUCUACUACACGUUCCUUCUGCGGGUCGUGUGUGCGUACUUUUGGAUGUACCUCGUCGGCAUCAAGAUGAAUUUGGGUCAUCCCCCUGUAGACGCCCAGCGUCGGAUGAUGCAGCUAGUCAGCUUCGCUCUCGCCCAGACUGAUGACCACGACGAGCUGCCGGAGGGGAUGGAAAUGCUCUUUGCCAUGUACAUCGUUAACAAGAUUUUCAUACCGAUCGGGUAUAUCUUGAACCAUUUCAUAUCUUGAACGCUAAUAUUCUGGACUAUACAAUAAUGCAAUAAAACUAGAAUAUAUAAGAGGUUGGACACCACCUUUGCCUACUUGACAGUUUGCAGGAUAUGUAAAUAGGUUUUUUUGUCGUUAGCAUGUCGUCUUCAGCAGUCGGCAUCUGAGCAAUAUGUACCAUUACUAAGAUAGACCAGCUACACUACUAGAUAUAAGUUGGGUCAUUUUGAGGGGGGCGAUAUUCGGGCGUCGGGAAAAAUAUAUUUUCAUCACCCCAACGCGAGGAAAAUAUUUAGUAUGAAAUACCAAAAAAAAAUCAAAUCAAAGCCAAAUAAACGUCAUAAAGACAUUCAUAAUCAUCAUUUAAAAGUCAAUUCUACCAGCUAACAUAAGGAAAAGACUCAAAAUUUGCAUAUGAUUAUUUUGCCCCACAUGUGGAUAAAAUGCAACAUUCUCAUUAGUUUUUGAACAAUCAAGAGGGCCUUUACCAGCUGGUGUGGUGAAAAUAUCUUUAUAAUUAUCUAUAUUUUAGACGUAAUAAUAUUUUUAGCGAAUCCGAAUCUACAAGACCGACCUAUCUUAUCUAUACGGAUGUGAAGUCUGGUCACUCACUUUGAGGGAAGAAAGCUCUCAACUAGAGAUGCAACGAAUA